GUUUGGGAACAGCGCCUCACGGCACCCGUAGCCGCAUCCCAGAUCCAGCGCCGCCGCUGCUGUCACAACAAGAGAAAGAGGAUAAUAACUUAUUAGUCCGCUGAAGAACAAUAAUCCUCCCCGUACAGACUCCGAGCCGCUAACAAUUUAUUUCAAAAUGUCUGACAAAAGUGAGCUGAAAGCGGAGUUAGAAAGAAAGAAGCAACGUCUGGCCCAGAUCAGAGAGGAGAAGAAGAGGAAAGAGGAAGAGCGCAAGAAAAAAGAGCUGGAUGGAAGAAAGGAAGGAGCGUCUCCCCCACAGGAAGACUCUGAUCUGGAGAGAAAGAGGAGGGAGGCAGAGGCUCUGUUACAGAGCAUGGGGAUCACAGAUGCCUCCAUGGUUCAGCCUCUGCGUGUGGUAACAGAGGAUACGUGUCUGUUUCACUAUUUAGUCCCCCCUCCCAUGUCCCCUUCUGCCAAAUCAGUGGGAACCCCAAGUGAGACGGGCAGCCAGGACUCCGGAGACGGCGGGACGGGCCCGAGGACUCUUCACUGGGACUCUGAUCCUUCUACUCUACUGCUCCAUUCAGACUCUCAGCUCGGACGUGGCCCGCUUAAGUUGGGCAUGUCGAAGGUCACACAGGUGGACUUUCCUCCUAAAGAGAUGGUGUCGUACUCAAAAGAGACCCAGACACCCACACAGACUCAUCACAAAGAGGAUGAAGAGGAGGAGGAAGAUUUGGCUGUGAUGCAGCCUGUAAUGGAGCCUCAAGAGGAGAAAGACUCUCAGAAAGAAGAAGAUGAAGCGUCUCCUCAUGAGCUGACGGAAGAAGAGAAACAGCAGAUUCUUCACUCGGAGGAGUUCGUGACGUUCUUCGACCACAGCUCUCGCAUCAUGGAGCGCGCUCUGUCUGAGCAGGUGGACGUGUUCUUCGACUACAGCGGACGAGACCUGCAGGAUAAAGAGGGGGAGUCUCAGGCUGGAGCCAAACUUUCGCUGAACAGACAGUUUGCGGACGAGCGCUGGUCUAAACACCGAGUGGUCACCUGUCUCGACUGGUCUCCACAGUACCCAGAGCUGCUGGUGGCCUCAUACUGCAGUAAUGAAGAAGCUCCACAUGAGCCGGAUGGCGUUGCUCUCGUCUGGAACAUGAAAUAUAAGAAAACCACACCAGAAUAUGUCUUCCACUGCCAGUCUGCAGUGAUGUCAGCAGCGUUUGCGCAGUUUCAUCCUAAUCUGGUGGUUGGAGGCACAUACUCGGGUCAGAUCGUAUUGUGGGACAACCGGAGUAACAAACGCACCCCAGUGCAGAGGACACCACUCUCAGCCUCGGCUCAUACGCACCCAGUGUACUGUGUGAAUGUGGUGGGGACGCAGAACGCACACAAUCUCAUCAGCAUCUCCACUGAUGGCAAGAUGUGCUCCUGGAGUCUGGACAUGCUGUCUACACCACAGGACAGCCUGGAGCUCGUCUUCAAGCAGUCUAAGUCAGUAGCUGUGACCUCAAUGUCGUUUCCUUUGGGUGACGUCAAUAAUUUUGUGGUGGGGAGUGAGGAUGGGUCUGUCUACACGGCGUGUCGACACGGCAGUAAAGCGGGCAUCAGUGAGAUGUUUGAGGGUCAUCAUGGACCAAUCACAGGCCUGGACUGCCACACAGCAGCAGGACCGGUCGACUUCUCUCACCUGUUCGUCACUUCCUCUUUCGACUGGACUGUUAAACUCUGGAGCACAAAGAACAACAAGCCUCUGUACUCUUUCGAGGAUAACUCAGAUUACGUGUAUGAUGUGAUGUGGUCUCCCACUCACCCGGCUCUGUUCGCCUGUGUGGACGGCGUCGGCCAUUUGGACCUGUGGAACCUCAACAAUGAAACCGAGGUUCCUACAGCCAGUGUGACGGUGGAAGGAAACCCUGCACUGAACCGUGUGCGCUGGGCUCAUUCAGGAAGAGAGGUGGCUGUCGGAGACUCUGAGGGUCAGCUGCACAUUUAUGAUGUCGGAGAGCAAAUCUCGGUGCCGCGUCAGGACGAGUGGACUCGGUUUGUGCGAACGCUCACCGAGAUCAACGAGAACCGCGAGGACGUAGAGGAACUGGCUGCUCAGCGAUUGGCUGCAUGAUCACCAUUGCAACCCCCUGGUGACCAAUGAUGUUUCCUCCGCAUUUGCAUAUCUCCACCCUCUCUGAAGUUAUAUUUAGUGUUACUGGAUGACAAUCUAGGGCUCUUUUAAUUCUGAAGGUGUAACGAUUUCAGAGUGCAAGACUUUGGUAUUAAUAUAUUAAGCACUUAGUCAAAUUUGGGCGCAAAAUUCAUACUGGGAUGGAACGGUUAACGUGGAUUAAAUAAAAUAGGAAUAAUGCCUUUUUUAAAAAUCUAUUUAUAGGAUUAGAGGCUGAUUUGAAAAACAGCGAUUCGUUCAUUAAUGCUACGAAUAAGCAAAGAGUUGUACAGGAUCUUUAUAAACACUGACGCAACCUAGAACAACAGGGAUUUUUUAGGAGGUGGAAUAUUUUUAACAUUCAAACCUGAACAUUAUUGGAUUAUUUAUAGCUUUUUAACAAAUGCUUUUCAUUUUUAGCUCAUAAUGACUGAAGGUGUAAAACACAGAGCACACUUUCCAACUGAAUGCCUUAAAGCAAACCUUAACACUCACAUACAUUCACAUGUAUCUGCAAUCUUCCACCACACAUGCAUUAUAGCCUAUUGGUGCUUAUUUAUUCCGGAGCUUUAGACUGAAAAAAGCUUUUCUUUUUUGCCUUUUGUUGUUUAUAAAAAACCCCGUUGGGAAAAUAAGUGGUCAUUUGAUUAGCUCUUCAAACAUCUCUGAAUAUUUAGAAUACCUUAGUCAUAUAGUUUGCAUUUGUUUUACUAAUUCAUUUUUUCCUAAAAAGUUUAACCGAGUUGUAACGUGAUCAUAUCUGCAACCUGUUACAUUUAUAUACCCUCACUGGCCACUUUAUUAGGUACACCUGCCCAACUGCUCACCAUGUAAUAAAGAGCGAAUCAUCUCAGGGUGGUUUCUUGAACAUGA
Molecule: messenger RNA, 3007 nt
Organism: Danio rerio (zebrafish)
Lineage: Eukaryota; Metazoa; Chordata; Actinopteri; Cypriniformes; Danionidae
Source: RefSeq, a predicted model, not a curated record